UCUAACUUUUAGACUUUAAAUAAUAUUUUAGAAAAUGGUUUUCUAUACCUGCAGUGGCUGUGGAGAAUCUUUAAAGAAAAACAAAGUCGAAAAACAUGUUUAUACUUGCCGCGGAUGCGAAUAUUUAACCUGCAUUGAUUGUAGUUGUGACUUUUACGGUGACGAUUACAAAAACCACACUUCGUGCAUCACCGAAGAUCAAAAAUAUUCCGCUAAAGGUACGGAAUUUAAACCAAAUAAAGGUGACGUUAAGCAACAAAAAUGGCUUGAUAAUAUUGACUCGAUUCUGUCGGAUUCUAACUCAAAUUUGAGCUCAAAAGCGAAACAACUUAUUGAAAAUCUAAAAAACUACGAUAAUAUUCCAAGAAAACGCCCAAAAUUCCUCAAUUUUUUGAAAAAUAGUUUGAGAAUGUAUGAUUCGAAACUUGGGGAGGAAAUUUGGUCGGCUUUUUCUGCAGCAAACGGAAAAAAUGAUGUCAAAAAUUGUAAAUGGGAGUCAAAUGGGGAUUCCCGGGAAGAAGAGGGUGUUAAAAUAAAUGAAGUUGAAAAAACUGCUGAAUCAGCAAAAAAUGAUUCUGCCAUUGUCAAUAAAAAAGAUAAAAAAAAGAAAAAACUGAAAUUGGAUGAAAACGUUUCAAAUCAUCCUGAAAAAGAUGAAAUUUCAGCAGAAAAACCCAAGAAAAAAAAGACUUUGAAACAUAAAAAAGAAUUGAAGGACAAAAAUGAGAGUUCAGUGAAUAUCUCGUUAAAUGAAGACAAUGAAAAUGCUGGAAAAGAAUGCGAAAACCCUCGUAAAAUAAAGAAGAGAAAACUGGACACCACUGAAAAUUCUGGAAAAUCUAAGAAAAAGAAGAAAGAUAUAAGGAAUUGUAAAGAAAACAAUAAAAUAGAAAAAAAUGAAAUUCAGAAAACCGAUGAAAAUAGUGGGAAGGAUGAAAUUAUAAUGAAAAGUGCUGAUAAUUUGGUGCUAAAUCACGAAGAAAAUGCUACAAUACUGAAGAAAAAAAAGAAGAAAUCUAAAAAAGGCAGAAACGGACUCAAAAAUGCUGAUAAUGGCAUUACUGAUGAAAGUUUGAUAAAAAUUGACAAUUCGGAACUAAAAAAUGUGGGAGUUGACUCGAAAAUAAAGAAAAAACACAACAAGAAAAAAAUUAAAACCGAAGUUGAUUGAGAAAUAUUUCUUUCUGCUCCUCCCUGCUUAUUACCCACCAGCUAUUUGCUCUGAGCAAAGCAAUGGACAAGACGAGUUUUCCGUACUUAGGGGCAAAUUUUGAAAACAAUAUUGAUUAAAAAUUUUACAUAGACAUAAUUGGUUUUUAGGCCGGAAAUCAACCAUGAUUUGAUCAGCAAUAUUUAUCGAACUAUUUUAAAAAAAAGUUGAAAAAAA
Molecule: messenger RNA, 1387 nt
Organism: Styela clava
Lineage: Eukaryota; Metazoa; Chordata; Ascidiacea; Stolidobranchia; Styelidae
Biological process (GO): negative regulation of transcription by RNA polymerase II; rRNA processing
Cellular component (GO): nucleolus
Molecular function (GO): DNA binding
Source: RefSeq, a predicted model, not a curated record